AUGUUUCCCAUGGGUGUGUUAUUGGCGGGCCAAGUCGUUGACCUGAAGGAACAAAUCGAUAGUAAAUUCGUCGAUUUGAGAAAACAGUCUAUCGCGGUAUCCGUGAGGAGGAAAGAACAAGUCGCACUAGUCAAAGAACAGGAGAAAACUAAAGUGGUCGAAUAUGCACAGCAGAAACUGGACAUGGAGGCAGCUAUCACUGCGCUGUCUGGUUUAUAAACCGCGAAUUACAAGAAAAGGAAGGCAAUCUACAUGCACUAUAUGUACAUGUGUGACAACCGGGAGAGGUAUCUGUUACACGGCAGACAGUUAACAGGACGCUCCCACGGGCGGGCAAUCGUCAGCAUCUGGCUCGAUAUGUCUUGUGAUUAACCCCAAUAUAUGAAAGCUACAUGCGUAUUACUGGAGAUAGAAGUAUUACUGUGAAGAUAUAGUCGGCAUCGGGCCUAUCACAAUCUAAUGGUUUUUAGGUCAAGCUGAAGAAAUUACAAGCAAUGUACACCCAGCGCCAGGGUAGUCCUUCGUACCCAGAUGAAUAGUCUCGAGUAGAUGGCACUCAAUGAGCACAAAUCUAGUGAUCUUGAAGGCAGUACUACGUCGCACCGUAGCUUGGCCCUAGCGGUAUUCAACAGGAGGAUGGUAUACCUGUGCACCUUCUGCUAUAUAUGGAAUCCAUCGUGGAUGGCUGUGUUGUCAAUUCAAUUGUAGCGUGUUGAAGCACCCGCGGGCUUUGGCAUAGUGGAAGCCAGAUACCCUCUAUGGAUAUGUAUCCAUCUUUAGAUUACGAGAGUGGUACGAUAGGAGACGCACGGUGACAGUGCUACAGUCGGUGCCUCUAUUCGGUGAGAAUUAAACAC
Messenger RNA from Sphaeroforma arctica JP610, 857 nucleotides. RefSeq lists its product as hypothetical. The transcript is spliced from 3 exons. The coding region runs from base 1 to 219 and encodes 72 amino acids. The record is from RefSeq and is a predicted model, not a curated record. NCBI's taxonomy places the organism in Eukaryota, Ichthyosporea, Ichthyophonida.